UUUUGUGAAACUAUUAUCUUAUUUGAAUAAUUAAAGGAAUAAUAUAACGUAGGCUGCAAGAUCAUUAUUGACCUUUUAAAAAAGGAAUCUUUAAAGACAUGUCUUAGAACAGUCAUCCUUCCACCCACCUACAUCUAUCUAUCUAUCUAUCUAUCUAUCUAUCUAUCUAACCUAUCAAUCUAUCUAUUUGUGAUGGCUCCAUAUAAGUUUUCCAUGUUGCAUAAUGUCAUGCCUCCCUCAUGAUGUCAGCUGCAGGUUCAGAUGAAACACUCAUUGAGGCUGCAGUCAGUGAGAAAGUUGCAUGGGAGUAGGCCUGGUUAUGGACGGCUGCCCGGCUCCUCUAUUCGUCAUCGCGUUUCUUCCAGCGUCCUCCUGCGUAUGCAUGCAUGCGACCGACUGGCUGAUUUCAUGACGUGGGGAGGAAGAGGAGAGGAAUGGGGCUCUGAGAGCGGAUGAGCAGCAGACCCGGUACAGGCUCCGUGCACCAGACCCGGUACAGGCUCCGCGCAGCAGCAGCAGCGGUGUUCAGGCUCUCUCUGCUCCCGGGCCAUGCAGACGGUGCGCUAGAGGAGAUGCGUUAGUGGAGGCUGCUGCUGAUGCUGCUGGAGCUGCUGCCGCUGUCCGAUCAGCUCUUAUCUGCGUCUUGAGCAUCGUCGCCACAGCCACGGCCACAGAAAUCGAGACCAAGCUCCGGAGCCAGGGCCACCGCAGCGCGGAUCACCGCACAGGAGGAUGGAGUUCAAGCAUCUGGUGGAGGCGGCGGAGAAGUGGUGCUCCGGGAACCCGUUCGACCUCAUCUUCGCCGAGGAGGACGACGAGAGGCGGCUGGACUUUUACGCAGAGCCCGGCGUCUCCUUCUACGUGCUGUGUCCCGGCGGCACCGACAGCUUCCACGUGUGGAGCGAGAGCGAGGACUGCCUUCCCUUCCUGCAGCUGGCCCAGGACUACAUCUCCUCCUGCGGGAAGAAGACUCUACUGGAGGUGCUGGAGAAGGUCUUCACGUCCUUCAGGCCUCUCCUUGGCCUUCCAGACUUAGAAGACGACAGUUUUGAGCAUUACCAAACUGACAUGGAGGGGGAACCAGGGCCGGACCAACAGCAGAUGGGGGUCAGUCAGCAGUGAUGAGACCCAAAAAGGGGGCCCUGCAGCUGCGGGUAGAGCUGAUCACGAGCCCUGGGCCUCUUAUCCCAACACACACACACACACACAAACACGUAGUCAACUUGCUAAAAAUGCACCACCAUGUUCUUGAAUGUCUCAGUGGCUUUGCUUCCCAAAGAGUGCACACCAUAGCACUUUGUUGCCCCCUACUGAACACACACACACACACACACACACAAACAUAAACAUGCACACACACACACACACACAAACACACUGGCUACGUGAGCUGUAGCCAUGUACAAUGCAAGAAUCAUAAUCAUUCACCAUUCGGUUAGUUAAAGUUCCACAGCACAGCAAUAUCGGCCUCGGCCUUGGCUUUGUUAUGCAGAGACAGUAGUCAGAUACACACUUCCCCCUCGUGGCUCUGGAGAUGAAUGUGACAGAUAAUCUACUUUCUCUACCCGUGUAUUGUCACGGAGGGCUGCAUGCAGACGAAACAUACACAGGGGAAAACCAACGGUUCGCGGUAUUUGUUUGGGGCAAUGGGAGUGACGCUAGGAGGCGAGGAAGGAGGGACGUGUAGCGCAACAACAGAGGGGCAGAACUUUCCACUUCACGGAGGGAGAGACGGAGGGAGCGGAGGAGCGAGGGUGCAGAGCUGUUACGUGGUUUCAGGUGAAGCUGCUCUCAGAGGUUCCCGUUUCAAACUCACGGCUAAAAUAGUUUGCAGUAACAUAGGUCACACUUGGGUGGCGCGUCUCUUAGCGUGCCGAGCGUUAAAAGUCACCUCAUGGGGAUUUUUUGAAUCGGUGUUACUAUCUCAUCAUGACCGUCACAACGAAGGCUCAUGCUGGAGAUGAAACCCUCCCCUGGCUGGGUGUCUUGCUUUCACAUGACACCCUUAGUUCUGCUGUCCUGUCUUCUUCCUGGUUGCCUUUUGUGGUUCCCAGUUUUUCCCUCAUCCCUGAGCACAAUCUGACGAGACAAGCCCCGCCCACUUUCUCUUCUGUGUGUGUGUUGUUUUGAAUCGAUCUGCGCCUCUCGAGGUUCCUCCCGGCCGUUGAUUUUGACGAGUGCACACCCACAACCACCCCCCCGAAUGAUAUCUCAGGGGAAGGGAAAACAUUAGUGGUGCCCCCCCCCCCCUCCUGCCUGCCCUGUUCUUUCUAAACUGACAGUGUGUUGUUGUAUGUCCCAUCCAGUGCACUGCCACGCUUCAGGCCCCCUUCGCCCUCCACUGCUCCAUCCACACUGCAAGACUGUAUCAUAUUUAUCCCGGCUUGUAAAAGUUUUUGUCUUUUUAUUGCCUCUUUGAAUGUUUCUCAUACAGUGUAUCCUCUGUUUGG
Molecule: messenger RNA, 2450 nt
Organism: Platichthys flesus (European flounder)
Lineage: Eukaryota; Metazoa; Chordata; Actinopteri; Pleuronectiformes; Pleuronectidae
Gene: mturn
Product: maturin, neural progenitor differentiation regulator homolog (Xenopus)
Exons: 3
Coding region: 733-1122 (129 amino acids)
Biological process (GO): positive regulation of megakaryocyte differentiation; regulation of signaling
Cellular component (GO): cytoplasm
Source: RefSeq, a predicted model, not a curated record